Messenger RNA from Nerophis lumbriciformis (worm pipefish), 204 nucleotides. Lineage: Eukaryota; Metazoa; Chordata; Actinopteri; Syngnathiformes; Syngnathidae. The record is from RefSeq and is a predicted model, not a curated record.
AUGGACGACUUGGACGUUCCCCAAAUGCGGAGGGAAGUGGAAUCGCUUCAGUACCAGCUGGCUAUCAACAGGGAGAAGUCCUCCAUCACAGUUACUGAGCUUGUGAAGUGGAUCGAGAGCUGCGUAUGCGAGGAUCCUUUCCUGAACCCUGAGCUGAUGCGAGCCAAUCCCUGGGUGGAGAAGGGCAAGUGUGUGAUCCUCUGA